Messenger RNA from Aspergillus terreus NIH2624, 1497 nucleotides. RefSeq lists its product as uncharacterized. The coding region runs from base 1 to 1497 and encodes 498 amino acids. Gene Ontology annotation, molecular function: protein binding. The transcript has 4 exons. Lineage: Eukaryota; Fungi; Ascomycota; Eurotiomycetes; Eurotiales; Aspergillaceae. The record is from RefSeq and is a predicted model, not a curated record.
AUGCCCAAACCGAAAACUCUCUUGAAAGAGCCCAAGUCCAAGAAGAAAGCCGCGCAACAGGCUCCACGCACGGCUGAUGAGUUCCUCGCGGUUGGCGUGGAACAAGAAGAAGCUGGCGAGAAAUGGCGCGCGGGUGAUGCUGCCAAAUCGAUGCGCUUCUUUAUGCGCGCCAUUGCCACGUAUGACGAAGGCCUGAAGAGGCAUCCCCAGGCAUUCGAUCUGGCCUAUAACAAGGCGCGAGUCCAGUAUGAGAUAACCCAGCAUCCGAAACUAGCCACCCAGCUGUCGGCGCCACUCAUAGAAGCCCUCCGCAUCACCUUGCAGUCUCAUCGCGAGGCUCUUGCCCUAGAUCAGGAUAACGCAGACGCGCUCUUCAACACGGCGCAGGUGCUCACAAGCCUUGCGGAGGCCAUCACGGACACCAAGCGGCCUUCGGAAGACCGGCUCAACCAGGCGGUUAAGUUCCUUCAGGAAGCCCUGGAGCUCUUCCAGCGCUGUCUCCUUCUGCAAGAGAUGAAGUACACAGAAAUGCAGGAGCAAAUCCGGCAGAUCGAAGCCGGGGAACUGGGGCCUCCUCCGGAGCAGACACAGGAGACGGACCAAAGCAUGGAGGAUGCUGAGGAGUCCAAAACCUCCGAUCAACAGGAACAAUGGGCUGCUGUUGUGGAACCAGUGACAAAGGAUACCCUGGUUGAUACAGCAGUCGCUCAACUGGAUGCUUUGACCACCCUGUGCAACCUGCUCACCUAUGACCCCGGCGUGGGACUUGGCUGGGUGGAAGAAUAUUCGACCGAUCUGCUGCAGGAAAAGAUUUCAGCCUAUGUUGAAGGAUCCAACCGGCAUUAUGAAGCUUCCCUGGCACGCGCACGGUUUGUCUGUGCCCUGAACGAAGUGCUUUACCGAGGCGGUCGGAUAGAUGUUGAAACGUAUCACAGCGAGAUUUCGCGGGCCUUUGGUCCUGACCUCGAUAUUUCAGCAGACCCUGAAGGCCUUUGCGGCAAAGCGGAUGCGCUCAUGUCCUUUAACACAGCGCUCAGCGACGUGCCACCUCAGGAGCAGGAAGCGUUUACCAGGUCAUUGGCAUUGCGAUGGCAACAUCUGUCAACCGCGUUGGACGCGUUAACCAAGGCUUCCAAACUUCCUGACGCAGAAAACUUGCCCAAGAUCCACCUGGCCAGAGGCGACGCGGAAAUGGGCAGAUGGAGGCUCGGCAUGCCUCCCUGGGAGUACGCCAUGGCCCAUCAGAACGCCGCAACUCUUCUGCGAAAUGCCCAAACAUACUACCGGGGGGCCGCAGCUCUUGCGCGACGAGAUGGAUGCGCAGACGAAGAGCGAGACGGAACGUGUAAGGAGGCGCUUGCGGCGGCCCUAGAGGGCCAGAAAGGCAAGCUGGAGGAGCUCAAAAGUUCAGCGCCCAAGGAACUGAUGGCGGUCGCGGAGGAUGUAAUCGAAGAUGGCUGGGUGAAUCCGGGAGAUAUGGAGGCGUUGCUCUCGUAA